UUGUAAGUUGAUAUUAGCAACAUUCCAAACAAGUUAAAUGUAGAGUUGAAUCAUUUUCUACCACCGACUUAAAUUUAUCAAUAAAUUGGUUAUCCGACCUAAAAUAUCAAGACGAAAUGUCAAGUGUAAUAAAAAACAAGAGUGAGGACGUUGAAAAGCUCAAAAUUAUUUGCUUGGGGGAUAGCGCAGUCGGAAAAUCAAAGCUGGUUGAACGAUUUCUGGUAGAUGGAUACAAACCUCAACAACAAUCAACAUAUGCACUUACAUUGUUCAACUAUGAAACAAAACUAAAUGGAAAGAAGAUAUCAGUUGAUUUCUGGGACACAGCAGGCCAGGAGAGGUUUUCCAGCAUGCAUCCAUCGUAUUACCACCAAGCACAAGCGUGUAUCCUUGUGUUUGAUGCUACGAGGAAAGUGACAUACAAAAACCUCAACAACUGGUACAAAGAGUUACGGCAAUACAGACCUAACAUCCCAUGCUUGCUAGUUGCAAAUAAAAUUGAUGUGGAUCUUGGAGUAACAAAACGCACAUUUGCUUUCGGUACAAAACACAAUCUGCCUCAGUAUUUUGUUUCAGCUGCAAAUGGAACAAAUGUAGUAAAGGUUUUCAGGGAUGCUAUUAAAGCAGCUUUGUCCUACAAGCAGAAUCCAACAGAUUUUGUUGACCAAGUCCUGCAAGAGUUAGAGCACUUAGGCAACACGGAAGAAGAUUUAAUUCACAUUACUUGUAAAACAGAGGAGUGAAAGUUUAAAGGAAGUUUAUUACACUCAGUGUUACUGUGGCACUUUAUUUAUUUAUUCUGCACAGCCUGGUAUCACUGAUAUGUUGGAGUGAUAGGAGACUGGCAUAAACCCUAACAUAAAAAUUAAUGGACCAAUCCUCGCCUGAAUCCUAAGACCCAUAAUGGCCAUGCUGUGGGACCUCACCCACAUAGAAUAAAAACCACUAAAAUCUUGUUAUUUUUCAUUAAUUGUCCUUAGUUGACAAUUUUUCAAAAGGGAAUUCGAAUUUUCUCCCAAAAGAGCCUUUUAAAACAUGAUUACCACUCUGUGAAACAAACUGCAGCCAAUUAACUUUUGCAGCAGGUGCUUAAAAAUAUAAUCUCAAUGUUGUUUUGUAUUAUUUUUAGAAAAUGCUAUUUUUGUACAAUUCAUUGUGUUUCUAUGUUAUUUAUUAGAUGUGGUUCCGGUACAAUAGACAUUGCCAUUGGUGUGCGUCAUGUGUUUAUGAAUAAUUGAGUUCUCUGCCUUCAUACCAGCCCGACUGUUGUUUUUAAUAAACGUGUAUUCAACCGUG
This is a messenger RNA of Ciona intestinalis (vase tunicate), 1296 nucleotides long. The record is from RefSeq and is a predicted model, not a curated record. NCBI's taxonomy places the organism in Eukaryota, Metazoa, Chordata, Ascidiacea, Phlebobranchia, Cionidae.